CAACGAUAGAAAUCAUACGGUCUCCCGUUCCGUUGUCAGCACUCAUCCAAGCAUUAGUGCGUAUACCGGAAAGAGAGAUUGUGUAUCGCGUGCGAUUUUCUUGCAUAAAAGACAUCAGGAACUGAACAAUGAGUGAUCCGAAGAGCGGUGAAGAUUUGGCUACAGCUAUUCUUCGUAAGAAGGAUAGGCCAAAUAGACUCUUGGUUGAUGAGGCUAUCGCAGAUGAUAACUCAGUUGUGGCGUUAUCGCAGGCUAAGAUGGAUGAACUGCAACUUUUUCGCGGAGAUACAGUACUGUUAAAGGGGAAACGCCGUAAAGAGACAGUGUGCAUCGUUCUUUCAGAUGAUACAUGUCCUGAUGAGAAAAUACGCAUGAACAGAGUUGUUAGAAAUAAUUUACGCGUACGUCUAAGUGACGUUGUUUCUGUACAAGCUUGUCCAGAAGUAAAAUACGGGAAGCGAAUUCAUGUGUUGCCGAUGGACGAUACUGUUGAUGGUCUUACCGGAAAUCUGUUUGAAGUAUAUUUAAAACCAUACUUCCUCGAAGCGUAUCGUCCCAUUCACAAGGACGACAACUUCAUUGUCCGGGGAGGAAUGCGAGCGGUGGAAUUCAAAGUGGUGGAAACUGAUCCAGGACCAUUUUGUAUUGUGGCGCCCGACACAGUGAUUCAUUGCGAGGGUGAUCCCAUUAAGCGCGAGGAGGAGGAAGAAGCAUUAAAUGCUGUUGGUUACGACGAUAUCGGUGGCGUUCGUAAGCAGUUGGCGCAGAUCAAGGAAAUGGUAGAAUUACCAUUGCGACAUCCGUCUUUGUUCAAAGCUAUUGGUGUUAAACCGCCACGCGGUAUAUUGUUGUACGGGCCACCAGGAACAGGAAAGACACUAAUUGCUCGAGCCGUGGCAAACGAAACAGGAGCGUUCUUCUUCCUCAUUAACGGUCCCGAAAUUAUGAGUAAACUGGCUGGUGAGUCCGAGAGUAACUUGAGAAAGGCAUUCGAAGAAGCUGAGAAAAAUUCUCCGGCAAUUAUAUUCAUCGAUGAACUCGACGCUAUCGCGCCAAAACGUGAAAAGACCCAUGGUGAAGUUGAGAGACGUAUUGUAUCACAACUGUUAACCUUAAUGGACGGAAUGAAGCAAAGUUCUCAUGUUAUCGUGAUGGCAGCUACUAAUCGGCCGAACAGCAUUGACGGGGCGUUGCGUCGCUUCGGACGUUUUGACAGAGAGAUCGACAUUGGUAUACCAGAUGCGACCGGUCGUUUGGAAAUCUUGCGCAUACACACCAAAAAUAUGCGACUCGCUGAUGAUGUUGACUUGGAAGAGAUCGCAGCCGAAACUCAUGGACACGUCGGCGCUGAUUUGGCAUCUUUGUGUUCCGAAGCGGCUCUCCAACAAAUCCGUGAAAAAAUGGAUCUCAUCGAUUUAGAAGAUGAUCACAUAGAUGCGGAAGUUCUAUCUUCUUUGGCUGUUACAAUGGAGAACUUCAAGUACGCGAUGACAAAGAGCAGCCCGAGCGCCCUACGCGAGACAAUCGUUGAGGUGCCAACGGUUACUUGGGAUGAUAUUGGAGGUUUACAGAGCGUCAAAAUGGAAUUGCAAGAAUUGGUGCAGUAUCCAGUGGAACAUCCCGAUAAAUUCUUGAAAUUUGGUAUGCAACCGUCGCGAGGUGUAUUAUUCUACGGUCCUCCUGGUUGUGGUAAAACAUUGUUGGCCAAAGCUAUCGCGAACGAAUGUCAGGCGAAUUUUAUUUCUGUCAAGGGCCCUGAAUUGUUGACAAUGUGGUUCGGUGAAUCGGAAGCUAAUGUCAGAGACGUGUUCGAUAAGGCAAGAUCAGCAGCACCGUGUGUGCUAUUCUUCGAUGAACUCGACUCCAUCGCGAAGUCUCGAGGAGGUACCGUCGGCGACGCAGGCGGCGCGGCGGACCGUGUGAUAAAUCAGAUACUGACGGAAAUGGACGGUAUGGGUGCGAAGAAGAACGUGUUCAUCAUAGGAGCGACGAAUCGUCCUGAUAUCAUAGAUCCAGCUAUUCUACGGCCCGGUAGAUUAGAUCAGUUGAUUUACAUACCGCUGCCAGAUGAAAAGUCUCGAGAAGCCAUUUUCCGGGCCAAUCUCCGCAAAUCUCCCGUAGCUAAGGAUGUAGACUUAAGCUAUAUCGCUAAAGUCACACAUGGUUUCUCCGGUGCUGAUCUUACGGAGAUUUGUCAACGUGCGUGUAAACUUGCCAUUAGACAGUGCAUCGAGACUGAAAUUCGUAGAGAAAAAGAACGAGCAAAUAAUCCAUCCGCAUCCAUGGACAUGGAUGAGGAUGAUCCGGUACCAGAAAUAACGCGGGCUCAUUUCGAGGAAGCAAUGAGGUUUGCUCGUCGUUCAGUAUCUGACAAUGACAUACGAAAGUAUGAAAUGUUUGCGCAAACACUUCAGCAAUCGCGAGGAUUUGGAACUAAUUUCAGAUUUCCACAAAGUGGUGCAGGCGGUACUCAAGACAACACACAAGGCGAUCAAGCCUUCCAAGAUGAUGGAGAUGACGAUCUCUAUAGCUAAGUUUUCGUUUCCUUUAUAUGUCGUUACAGUGAACAUACGACAAAAGGGCCUUUCUGUUACCACGUAACAUUUUGCACUAGGGCUACCAAGUAUUCGAUACAGAUAUACAGAUCCGAUCCGGAUCCCGACACAAAUCUGAAUUUCUAUUGUCUUAGAUAUUUUGAAUAAACCGAAUUUGAAGCGCUAUAAAUUAUCCGCUACCUGAAUACUCGGAUAGCGUCGGAAUUGGAUGAACUAACCUUGGAGCCCUAUUUUGCACAAGAAAAAAAAAUCGUUUCUAAGUGGUACAAUUGGAAUAAAAAGAACGUAAAUAAAUGGCUAAUAUAACGAAAAUUUUGUAUGAUACAAUACGAUUUUGCGUUUGUAGAGGAAAAUUACUUAUAGACCCUAUAAUCCGUAUUUAAAAAAUCCAAUACAAUCAUAUAAUAAUUAAUUAAUCGAAUAUAAGAAAAACGUUGAUUGAAACCAUUUUGUUACACUUAUUUUUCUCGACCGAAUGAAUUUAUUACUGAUAAGCGAUAAAACUUUGUCUAUGGCAGAAAUGCUGUAUUAAAUUCUUUUUUUUUUUUUACCAAAAAAAAGAAAACAAUUGUGUGAGGGCAAGAGAAAUAUAUCGCAUCGCUAGCUAAUUGCACGCUACAAGAGAAUUAUUAAAUGACAAAAUAUACACGUUCGCAUACGUAGUUUUUUUUAUGCAAGUUUGCAUUUGUUAACGAUCACACGCGCAUAAUGAUCUUGUUCGGAACAGACCCUUUUGCUGCAUUAUCACUGUACUCUCUGAGAAUACAUUCUGUUGUUCACACUCACAAAUUGCAGUAACAAGAAUUUAUGCCAUGUCGUGAUAAAAUAGUCACAUGAUGAUGUAUGUUGACGAUUUUACAAAAUAUCCUUUAGAAGUAAAUUAUAUAAUCUAUAUUCGAUCAAAACAAAAAAGAGCAUUUUUAAAUCUCGUUAUUUCGAACCACAUGAUUAUCUUGACUACGUGUUUUCGCAAUUUUAUAAAACACUGGGUUUUGAUAACUGAGUUUUCUCUUCAGAAAAAAAAAAAGUAAGUUGAAUAAGAUUGAACACCACUAAAUUAAACAAGAUGUUUGAUUUUCUUGUGAAACUGGUAAGUUUGCAAUUAACUGUACAACCGAUGUAACCGUUAAUACAUUUUUUCUCAACGGUGGAAAAAUUCAUUUAAAAGAGAACAACGCGAAUCUCGAUACUGCCGUUAUUCUGUUCUCUAUGAAGAACAGAUAGAACUCGGUGAAGAGCGUUUUUUCGCAUAAUACUUUACUAGUUAAAAUAACGUGUUACAGCACAAGAAAAUAAUUUGUAUAUAACUGCGAAAAAAAAAACUAUUAUUAUAUACAAAAAAUAUCUAAUAGAUACGCGCAUGAUAAUCUAUAGAGAAACACUUUUUUAGAUUUUGUUUCUACUUCGAUUACAUAUGUGUAAUAUUUUUUACAUUUCUACUCUAUUGUUUUCUUCUUUUUUUUAAUGUCGGGUUUUACACACAAGGAAUAUUAGUCCAAGAUCUUAAAAACUCAUUUAUUUUUCAUUCGAAAUCUUGACAUAUUGCUGCGUUCGCGCAAUAUGAUUCGCAUAAGACAUCACAAAUUUCUGAGAACGAACAAAGAGUUGUGACGAAUGCAAUUCUCGCAACGAAAAAAAGAAAGCACCGAUCGAUUUUUGUAGAAAAAAAAUCGUCAACAAUUUUUAUUAAAUUACAUAAAUAAAAAUAGGAUGUGUUCAAAGAACUUUGAAAUAAAGACUUAGUUUUUUUUUCUUUUUUUUUUUUUUUUCAUUCGCAGAUCAACACGAUCACACGUGUAUUGAUAAUAAGAAACUUCAUACGCAAUGGCGGUCAAAGCUUAAGCCUUAUAGCACGUUCGUAUGUACAUUGGUUAUCAACGCUUUUAUUUAUCCUUAUAAAAAAGUAGGACUAUUUAUAUUUAUAUAUAUAUAUAAUAUAUAUAUGUACCAAAUAAAACACGCGUUAGUAUAAAACCGCCGUAACAACAUGACACAUCAUCGGAUCUACGCAAUACUGACAUACUCACGAUUGCGUCAAAUGCUUUUUUUUUUUUUUUUGUUUUUUUAGUUCACACAGAAAAAAAUAAACUCUACUGUAAUCGUAGAUUUAUACAACAUUACACAAUACGCUACGAAAACUUACGACAAAACAACACGCACAGCUGUGCCUCACUCAAAUCGCAAUUAACGAUUGAUGAAAAUGUGUCUUCGCCAGCUCCAGAGUGUCGUGUCUCAUAAUCCGGUAAAAUUGGCACCGAUACAGUGGGAAACAAAAAAAUUAUUAUAUUCACAUUAAGCUCGAGUCGAGAAAGAAACGCGAAUAUCGAAGAUUCUCUUUCCUAUAUAUGGUUACUUAACUAUUUAUAUAUAAAUUACAAUAUGAUGUAUGUAUAUGACAGUUUUUUUUUUUUUUGUUUCAAUAUAAUCAGUUCAAAGCGCUCAAAAAGACUUAUUGCACGAUCGAUAUUUAAUUUACAUAUAAUUAACAUUCGUCUGAGAUAUAAAGCAUAAGAUACAGCAGUACGGUUUGAUAAGAUAUAAAAUUUGUAUUGGAUUAAAAUGUAAUAUAUAUAUACAUAGUGUCGAAAAUUAUUCUUAUAUACUGAGAUAUACCAUGUCUAAAAUCGUUUUGGAUUUUUAAAAAGAAAUGGAAUGAAUCCUCACACAUGUUUCAAACGCUUUUAAAACCUGUAACUUUGUAUUUCUGUCAUUGUUUUUUUUUACUUCAUCAUAUCUCUCUCUCUCUCACGCGCGCACGCACGUGCAAAAUCUGAAAUACCUUCAAACUCUAAAUGCCAACGAAGUAACGCAUUGUUACAAAAAAAAAAAUUGAAUAAUUUUAGCAAAGAUGUUGUACAACAACCGAUCAUUUACAUUUCUCUGCACAAGAAGCUCUAAACUAUUUCUGAAAGAUCUUAUACAUUUUAUACAAGAAUUAUACAACUAUGAAACUCCGUCCGUUUGACAGUUUCUCGAAUAUUUAUAUAUUUGUAUUUUUUACAUCUUUCCCAGAAAGAAAAUGAGCUUUUCAUUGAACACAGGAGACAAAGAUCUUAUCAUCCAAAAAUAUAGCAAUCCAAUGAAACGUAAAAACACCAAAUAGAAAUAGCAGCAGAAAAUUUCACAUUAAAUUAAAUUCACGGACGUUUAGAAUGGUAUUUAAAAAAAAAACAGGAUAAAAAAGCAACAAAGUUUAAUUUAUUCGCAUCGUCGAUCUUCGGACAUGUGAUUUCCAUAAGUCACAUGUCACGUUUAUAAACAUAAAAUGAACUAUUCAACGUAUGUUAAUAAAGACAAAUAUAUUAACUUGUUUUUUUUUUCAGAAAUAGAUAUGUCGGAAUUUGAGUGACUUGAUCGCUGGUAGAUCGUCGAUUUUUUUUCAAGAGAAUUCAUCAUGAUUUAAAAGAUCCAAAACGUUUUCCUAAAAACAAAAAUAAAAAA
This is a messenger RNA of Pseudomyrmex gracilis, 5996 nucleotides long. It is a transcript of the gene TER94, whose product is annotated as transitional endoplasmic reticulum ATPase TER94. NCBI's taxonomy places the organism in Eukaryota, Metazoa, Arthropoda, Insecta, Hymenoptera, Formicidae. The record is from RefSeq and is a predicted model, not a curated record. Bases 129 to 2534 code for a protein of 801 amino acids. Gene Ontology annotation, biological process: retrograde protein transport, ER to cytosol; autophagosome maturation; mitotic spindle disassembly. Gene Ontology annotation, molecular function: polyubiquitin modification-dependent protein binding; ATP binding; ATP hydrolysis activity. Gene Ontology annotation, cellular component: nucleus; cytosol; VCP-NPL4-UFD1 AAA ATPase complex. The transcript is spliced from 13 exons.